AUGAGAGCUAGUAUUUUUACAGAUUAAGUUAAAGCCAAAUAGUUUUUAAACCUUGACUGGAUGAUAUUGGAGUUCACUAUAGUGAAUGUAUUAGAAGGAAAACAAGGAGAUGAUAUUAUAAUAGAUAAUUACAAUGGCUUAGAAUCUUAGGAUGACUCUCAAAGCAGUUUUGUGAACGAACAAGGUCAAUUUAUACUAAAGCCGAAAUUAAAAUACAUCAGCAAUUAGGGUAUCCUUCAUUGCAUGUUUGAUGGAAGGAAAUUAAUUCUAGAAAAUCCAAAUCUUUUUACUCAAGAUAAUUUGAAGGUCACAUUAUAUUCUUUGGAAAAUGUCUAAGUAAACGCUAUUUUAUCUAAGAAAAUCAUCAGUGUUUAAUCUAAAGAAAUGAGACUAUAGAUUAACUUUAAUCCUAACAAAAUAUCGUUUAUACAGACUUAACAACAUAUGAUUUCAAUUAUAUUCAAGAUGGGUAUCAGAUUUAAGCAGGGUAACUUAGAAAUCAUCAUUCCUUAGGGGUAUGAAACAAAUAAAGUAAUUAUUCCAUAAUAAAAAGAGGAGAAUAGUGAAAGAAUAGUUUAACAGUUAGCUACUGUAGCUUAUAUUUUAAUCGGUUACGAAAGUAUGGACUUUAUUUAAAAUUUAGGCACAGAGAUAGUAAUGAUCUUCAUUAACAUCAUUGGUAUACUUUUUUUAGUGAUUCUUUCACCAUUCUAAAAAAUUAAGUUCAUAGGAAAACUUCGAGAUAAACUAAAAGAAGUAUUAAUCUUUGCUUUUACAAUAAGGCUUAUCUUAGAAUUAUUUUUAAGUUUCACACUUACUUCAAGCAUGUAAAUUUAAUAUGGAUACAAAUUCAGCAGGAUAAAAAGUUAUCAAGGUUACAGGUUGGCGAUUGUUAUUAUCAUUUUACUCAUUACAUUUUUGGCCAUAUAAAGCUUUUAACAAAAUUUAAUUGAAAUUUUUAAUGAGUCAUUAUUUGUGUGUGCUUGUGGCCAAUUUAUUGCUUUUGCUGGUGCAUAACAGAAUUAACAGCAAUCAGACACUGUUGGUUAUGUCAUUAUAGUUGAAAUUCUUUUAAUGUCAUUAGUAAAUGCUAUUGUAAUCUUUGCCGAAACAUUAAGGAAUUUCAGAAAUAAUUCAAAAAAAUUAAAACAAAGUAUAAAAAUAGUUGUCAAGGAGAUAGUUUUGAAAGUUAAAAGUAUCUCAUUCACGAAGAAUCCUCGGAUCAUAUCAAUUAGCCAAUAGACUACAGGAACAUAAGAUACAAUAGCUAAUUUAUUUGGCUCAAAUAUAGAUGUCAUUAAUGCAAAAAUAAGCCCUGAAUCAGUUAUUAAUUCUAAAUCAAUCUCUGAAGACAUGAUUUAAUCUAUUUCAGUUGAUAAUAUAUCUGGCUAUGUAGACAUUUAAUAGAUCUACGAUUAACAGGAAGAAUUAGGAUAUUAACUAAAAGAAAAAACUAAAAUACCCAAGAACAUUGAUUUGAAUGAUGAGAUUUCAUUUACUUUUACAAUUAAUCACCAAAAAGAAAUCUAGUAUUGA
Molecule: messenger RNA, 1536 nt
Organism: Stylonychia lemnae
Lineage: Eukaryota; Ciliophora; Spirotrichea; Sporadotrichida; Oxytrichidae
Source: the annotation of a GenBank genome assembly